AUGUCCUGUGGUCUUCAAGAUGCACCUCCUGCCACGGGACGCCACCGGGGACGCCACCCACGACACUGGGACGCCACCCACGACACUGGGACGCCACCCACGACACUGGGACGCCACCCACGACACUGGGACGCCACCCACGACACUGGGACGCCACCCGCGACACUGGGACGCCACCCGCGACACUGGGACGCCACCCGCGACACUGGGACGCCACCCACGACACUGGGACGCCACCCACGACACUGGGACGCCACCCGCGACACUGGGACGCCACCCACGACACUGGGACGCCACCCGCGACACUGGGACGCCACCCGCGACACUGGGACGCCACCCGCGACACUGGGACGCCACCCGCGACACUGGGACGCCACCCACGACACUGGGACGCCACCCACGACACUGGGACGCCACCCGCGACACUGGGACGCCACCCGCGACACUGGGACGCCACCCGCGACACUGGGACGCCACCCACGACACCGGGACGCCACCCACGACACUGGGACGCCACCCGCGACACUGGGACGCCACCCGCGACACUGGGACGCCACCCACGACACCGGGACGCCACCCACGACACCACGACGCCACCCGCGACACUGGGACGCCACCCGCGACACUGGGACGCCACCCGCGACACUGGGACGCCACCCGCGACACUGGGACGCCACCCGCGACACUGGGACGCCACCCGCGACACUGGGACGCCACCCGCGACACUGGGACGCCACCCGCGACACUGGGACGCCACCCACGACACUGGGACGCCACCCACGACACUGGGACGCCACCUGCGACACUGGGACGCCACCCGCGACACUGGGACGCCACCCGCGACACUGGGACGCCACCCACGACACCGGGACGCCACCCACGACACCGGGACGCCACCCACGACACCGGGACGCCACCCACGACACUGGGACGCCACCCACGACACUGGGACGCCACCCACGACACUGGGACGCCACCCACGACACUGGGACGCCACCCACGACACUGGGACGCCACCCACGACACUGGGACGCCACCCACGACACUGGGACGCCACCCACGACACUGGGACGCCACCCACGACACUGGGACGCCACCCAAGACACUGGGACGCCACCCACGACACUGGGACGCCACCCACGACACUGGGACGCCACCCGCGACACUGGGACGCCACCCGCGACACUGGGACGCCACCCACGACACUGGGACGCCACCCACGACACUGGGACGCCACCGGGGACGCCACCCACGACACCGGGACGCCACCAACGACACCGGGACGCCACCCACGACACCGGGACGCCACCAACGACACCGGGACGCCACCCACGACACCGGGACGCCACCCACGACACCGGGACGCCACCCACGACACCGGGACGCCACCGGGACGCCACCCCGACACCGGGACGCCACCCACGACACUGGGACGCCACCCACGACACUGGGACGCCACCCACGACACUGGGACGCCACCCACGACACUGGGACGCCACCCACGACACUGGGACGCCACCACGACACUGGGACGCCACCCAUGACACUGGGACGCCACCCACGACACUGGGACGCCACCCACGACACUGGUACGCCACCCGCGACACUGGGACGCCACCCGCGACACUGGGACGCCACCCACGACACUGGGACGCCACCCACGACACUGGGACGCCACCGGGGACGCCACCCACGACACCGGGACGCCACCCACGACACCGGGACGCCACCCACGACACCGGGACGCCACCCACGACACCGGGACGCCACCCACGACACCGGGACGCCACCCACGACACCGGGACGCCACCCACGACACCGGGACGCCACCCACGACACCGGGACGCCACCCACGACACCGGGACGCCACCCCACGACACCGGGACGCUACCCACGACACUGGGACGCCACCCACGACACCGGGACGCCACCCACGACACUGGGACGCCACCCACGACACCGGGACGCCACCCACGACACCGGACGCCACCCACGACACCGGGACGCCACCCACGACACCGGGACGCCACCCACGACACCGGGACGCCACCCACGACACCGGGACGCCACCCACAACACCGGGACGCCACCGGGACGCCACCCACGACACCGGGACGCCACCCACGACACCGGGACGCUACCCACGACACCGGGACGCCACCCACGACACCUGGACGCCACCGGGGACGCCACCCACGACACCGGGACGCCACCCACGACACCGGGACGCCACCCACGACACCGGGACGCCACCGGGGACGCCACCCACGACACCGGGACGCCACCCACGACACCGGGACGCCACCGGGGACGCCACUCACGACACUGGGACGCCACCCACGACACUGGGACGCCACCCACGACACCGGGACGCCACCCACGACACUGGGACGCCACAGGGGACGCCACCCACUACACUGGGACGCCACCCACGACACCGGGACGCCACCGGGACGCCACCCACGACACCGGGACGCCACCCACGACACCGGGACGCCACCCAUGACACCGGGAUGCCACCCACGACACGGGACGCCACCCACGACACCGGGACGCCACCCACGACACCGGGACGCCACCCACGACACCGGGACGCCACCCACGACACCGGGACGCCACCCACGACACCGGGACGCCACCCACGACACCGGGACGCCACCCACGACACCGGGACGCCACCCACGACACCGGGACGCCACCCACGACACCGGGACGCCACCCACGACACCGGGACGCCACCCACGACACCGGGACGCCACCCACGACACCGGGACGCCACCCACGACACCGGGACGCCACCCACGACACCGGGACGCCACCCACGACACCGGGACGCCACCCACGACACCGGGACGCCACCCACGACACCGGGACGCCACCCACGACACUGGGACGCCACCCACGACACUGGGACGCCACCCACGACACUGGGACGCCACCCACGACACUGGGACGCCACCCACGACACUGGGACGCCACCCACGACACUGGGACGCCACCCACGACACCGGGACGCCACCCACGACACCGGGACGCCACCCACGACACCGGGACGCCACCCACGACACCGGGACGCCACCCACGACACCGGGACGCCACCCACGACACCGGGACGCCACCCACGACACCGGGACGCCACCCACGACACCGGGACGCCACCCACGACACCGGGACGCCACCCACGACACCGGGACGCCACCCACGACACUGGGACGCCACCCACGACACUGGGACGCCACCCACGACACUGGACGCCACCCACGACACUGGGACGCCACCCACGACACCGGGACGCCACCCACGCCACCUGCUGCUUAUUGUGUGUCGUGA
This is a messenger RNA of Procambarus clarkii (red swamp crayfish), 3330 nucleotides long. Lineage: Eukaryota; Metazoa; Arthropoda; Malacostraca; Decapoda; Cambaridae. The record is from RefSeq and is a predicted model, not a curated record.